AUGAUCAAAGAAUGGCAGAAAUUCCUGUUCUCUCCCCAGCCCGGGCCCAACUCGCAAAGAAAGCAGGCAGGUAUCCUCUAUUUCUACACAGCGCAAGGCAAAGACCUCUCCCCCGACCCCCAAUCCGCGAAACGCCCCGUUCUCGUCAACUUCCACGGCGGCGGCUUCACAAUCGGCCAUGCCGUCGACGACGCGCGCUGGUUCCGCAAAGUACUCCAGAGCUACCCCGACGCCGUAGUCGUCAGCGUAGGCUACCGUCUCGCGCCAGAGCACCCAUACCCGACCGCGAUCCAAGACAGUGCAGACGCAGUCCUAUGGCUAUGGAAGAACGCCGAUCAACAUAAUCUCGACCGAACCCGCUUCGUCCUAAGCGGCGACAGCGCCGGGGGAAACUUAGCCCUGACAGUUCCCUUGAUGCUAUACAACGAACGCGUAAAGCAGCAGCAGCAGCAGCAGCAGCAAAGCCCAGCCAGCGAGCAAGAGAAAGCGGACGAGGAAAUCCUGGAAUCCCGAUUAGCCGGGUUAAUCACAUUCUACCCGCCGACGAACUGGACUCGAACGCGCGAACAGCGCGAUGCAACGAACCCGAUCGCAGCCCGGAAAUCCAUGAUCAAGCCGGGUGUCUUCAAGGUGUUCGAUGACUCCUAUCUUGACCCGGAGAACUUGCCUUAUGCGUCUGUUGGGACUGAAGGUGGGUCGAAGCAGGUUGAUAUGGCGCAUCCUUAUCUCUCGCCUGGUCUGAUGCCGACAUCGCUCUUGUUGGCGGCGUAUCCGCCGAACGUCUCCAUCUACACGUGCGGUUGGGACCAGUUACUAGCGGAGGGUAAUGAGUUUCGGGAACGGUUGCGUCUUUUGGCUGUCGAGGGGCAGAUGGCACAUGUUGGUGGGACUGUGAUUGAGGACGUUGUGCAUGGGUUUGAUAAGAAGCCUUCUUUUGUGAUGGGGAAUAAGACUCGGGACCGCAUGUAUGGAGAUGCGGUGAGGCAGUUGGGGGUCAUGUGGGAUUAG
Messenger RNA from Penicillium manginii, 1008 nucleotides. RefSeq names its product Alpha/beta hydrolase fold-3. NCBI's taxonomy places the organism in Eukaryota, Fungi, Ascomycota, Eurotiomycetes, Eurotiales, Aspergillaceae. The transcript has 2 exons. The record is from RefSeq and is a predicted model, not a curated record. Gene Ontology annotation, molecular function: hydrolase activity. The coding region runs from base 1 to 1008 and encodes 335 amino acids.